GGACGCGUAAUCGGUGGGCAGAUUAUGGUGCGACAGGAGGAGAGUGAGGCUGCUAGCAGAAACUGGCUCCGGGUAUAAGGCGAGCCGACGGGAAAAGCUGCCUCAGUUGUGGCCGGGACACGAAUCCUUCACUUCAGGGAGGUGUAACGUUUAUUCACAAGACCUCUGCUAUCCAGCGACACGAUGUCUGCCAAAGCCAUAUCGGAGCAAACGGGGAAGGAGUUCUUGUACAAAUACAUCAGCACCUCGGCUGCCGUGCAGAACCGUUCCCGCUACGCUAACGUAACCCCAGAGACUGACUGGGGCCGUCUCACACAGGACCACCCAUGGCUGCUGACUGAACGGCUGGUGGUGAAGCCCGAUCAGCUGAUUAAACGGCGUGGGAAGCUGGGACUGGUGGGCAUCAACCUGGACCUGCAGGGAGUCAAAGAAUGGCUUAAAGGUCACCUUAUGAAAGAAACCACAGUGGGAAGGGCAAAAGGCGUGUUGAAGAACUUCCUGAUUGAGCCAUUUGUUCCACACACACAGGAUGAGGAGUUUUACGUGUGCAUCUACGCCACACGCGACGGCGAUCAAGUGCUUUUCCACCACGAGGGCGGCGUGGAGGUGGGUGACGUGGACGCCAAGGCCCAGAGGCUGAUGGUGGCGGUGGACGACAAACUGAGCGACGCCCAAGUCAAAGAGCAGCUCCUCACCCACGUGCCUGACGACAAGAAGGAUGUCCUGGCCAGUUUUAUUGUGGGGCUCUUCAACCUUUACGAGGACCUCUACUUCACCUACCUCGAGAUAAAUCCCCUUGUCCUUACAAAGGAUGGAGUGUAUGUCCUCGACAUGGCAGCCAAGAUUGACGCCACAGCAGAUUUUCUCUGCAAGACCAAGUGGGGGGAUGUGGAGUUUCCUCCGCCAUUUGGGAGAGAGGCAUACCCAGAGGAAGCCUACAUCGCCGAUCUGGAUGCAAAGAGUGGCGCCAGUCUGAAGCUGACUUUGCUGAACCCACAAGGCCGGAUCUGGACCAUGGUGGCUGGAGGAGGCGCCUCAGUGGUCUAUAGCGACACGAUCUGUGACUUGGGUGGAGUGGACGAGUUGGCCAACUACGGCGAGUACUCUGGUGCACCGAGUGAGCAGCAGACCUACGACUAUGCAAAAACCAUCCUUUCUCUAAUGACUCGUGAGAAACAUCCUCAAGGGAAAGUGCUGAUCAUAGGAGGAAGUAUUGCAAACUUCACCAACGUAGCAGCUACAUUUAAGGGCAUCGUCAGGGCCAUUAAAGAUUACCAAGGUCCUCUGAAGGAGCACGAGGUCACCAUAUUCGUGCGGCGUGGCGGGCCCAACUAUCAGGAAGGGCUGAGAGUAAUGGGGGAAGUGGGGAAGACCACAGGUAUACCUAUUCAUGUGUUUGGAACCGAGACCCACAUGACGGCCAUCGUCGGCAUGGCUCUGGGUCAUCGACCAAUCCCCAAUCUGCCUCCAGCGGCUGCCCACACCGCCAACUUUCUCCUCAAUGUCAGCAACAAUGCAGUGACUCCAGCUACAACAAGAACGGCUUCGUUCUCUGAACCCAAGACUACGAAUGACGUCGCCGCGCCCAUAAAGUCUUCAGCAGGUGUUCCAGCAGAGCCUCUUCAUUCUUUACUGUGGCCUCUGAGGAAUGUGGUCACAGGCGGUUGGAAAGAAGCUCAAGCUUCUUUGGGCUGCAGUGGAGCCAAAGCAACCACGCUGUUCAGCAAACACACCAAGGCCAUCGUCUGGGGCAUGCAGACACGAGCUGUGCAGGGAAUGCUGGAUUUUGACUACGUGUGUUCCCGAGACCAACCCUCUGUGGCUGCCAUCGUGUAUCCGUUCACUGGCGAUCACAAGCAGAAGUUCUACUGGGGCCACAAAGAGAUCCUGCUGCCCGUCUACAAGAACAUGGGCGACGCCAUGAAAAAGCACCCCGAGGUCGACGUGAUGAUCAGCUUCGCUUCGCUGCGUUCCGCUUACGACAGCACGCUGGAGGCCAUGCAGUUCCCGCAGAUUCACACAAUCGCCAUCAUCGCCGAGGGCAUCCCAGAGGCUCAGACCAGGAGGUUGAUAAAGAUCGCCGACGAGAAAGGCGUCACCAUCAUUGGGCCUGCCACGGUCGGCGGGAUCAAGCCGGGCUGCUUUAAGAUCGGCAACACGGGCGGCAUGCUAGACAACAUCCUGGCGUCCAAACUCUACCGUCCUGGGAGCGUGGCGUACGUGUCGCGCUCUGGAGGCAUGUCCAACGAGCUCAACAACAUCAUCUCACGCACCACAGAUGGCGUCUAUGAAGGCGUGGCCAUCGGAGGAGACAGAUAUCCAGGGACCACUUUCAUGGACCAUGUCCUCCGCUACGAGGACACCCCAGGGAUUAAGAUGAUCGUGGUGCUGGGAGAGAUCGGAGGCACAGAUGAGUACAAAAUCUGCCAGGGCGUCAAAGAGGGCAGGAUCACGAAACCCGUCGUGUGCUGGUGUAUCGGGACGUGUGCCACCAUGUUUGCUUCCGAGGUCCAGUUCGGCCAUGCGGGAGCUUGUGCCAACCAGGCCUCGGAGACGGCGGUGGCCAAGAACCAGGCUCUGAGGGAGGCUGGAGUUUUCGUACCAAAGAGCUUCGACGAGCUGGGAGACGUCAUCAAGACCGUUUAUGACAAACUGGUGGCCAGUGGCACAAUCAUUCCUGCGCAGGAAGUUCCUCCUCCAACUGUACCCAUGGAUUAUUCCUGGGCUCGGGAGUUGGGCCUGAUCCGUAAACCAGCCUCCUUCAUGACGAGCAUUUGUGACGAGCGAGGCCAGGAGCUCAUCUACGCCGGCAUGGGGAUCACUGAGGUGUUUAAAGAGGAGAUGGGCAUAGGAGGCGUACUGGGCCUGCUCUGGUUCCAGCGCAGGCUGCCGCGCUACGCCUGCCAGUUCAUCGAGAUGUGCCUGAUGGUGACCGCCGACCACGGGCCUGCCGUCUCCGGCGCUCACAACACCAUCGUCUGUGCUCGUGCCGGCAAAGACCUCAUCUCCAGCCUCACGUCUGGCCUGCUCACCAUCGGGGACCGCUUUGGAGGUGCUCUGGAUGCUGCAGCGAAGCAGUUCAGCAAGGCGUUCGACAGCGGCAUGCUGCCCAUGGAGUUCGUUAACAAGAUGAAGAAGGACGGCAAGCUGAUCAUGGGCAUUGGGCACAGGGUCAAAUCAAUCAACAAUCCAGACAUGCGAGUGCAGAUACUGAAGGACUUUGUUAAGCAACACUUCCCGUCGACCCAGCUGCUCGACUACGCACUAGAAGUGGAGAAGAUCACUACCUCCAAGAAACCCAACUUAAUCCUCAACGUAGAUGGAUUUAUUGGCGUUUCCUUCGUGGACCUGCUUAGAACGUGUGGAGGCUUCACGCGGGAUGAAGCGGACGAGUUUGUGGAAAUCGGCGCUCUGAAUGGGAUAUUUGUUCUCGGUCGCAGCAUGGGCUUUAUUGGGCAUUACCUGGACCAGAAGAGGCUGAAACAGGGCCUGUACCGCCACCCGUGGGACGACAUCUCCUACGUACUUCCUGAACACAUGUCCAUGUAAACAUCCGAUCAUGGCGCCUGCUUACAGGUGUGCCGGCUGGGACGCGUUGUCUCUGUUAACACGACUGUGGUCUCCGGUAACGACAGCUGCUGCUGCUGCUGAGGGUAGACAGGAAUCUUCUGGGAGCUUAAGGUAGUCGCCAUAUUGAGGGAUAUGGGUAGGCAUUUUAAUUUUACUUUUUGAGAAGGAAAAAGGAGAAGGACAUUUUUUAAGAUUUAGUUUUUGUUGAGAUAUUUAACAAAUUUAAACAUUUAACUUAUUCAUUUUUUUUUUGGGAGGGAGAGAAGGGUAAAGGCCGAACCAAUGCACAGUACAGAGAAAUCACUAGACACUUAAAAUCAAGUAAAAAAGGGUUUGAAUUUUUUGGGGGAUCUGAUUGAAAAGCAGCAUUUCCAUCCUGACUUGUGCAUCUUGCAGUCUGGAGCGUUAAGCUGCAUGAGCAGCUGCUAAUGUGAAUUCUGUUCCAGCUCAGCAAUACAAUUACGCUUCUUUUUUUUUAUACUAUUUCCACACAUCAACCAUCAUUCACUGUAAUUAAUUUGUCUGUGUCGGGCUUUCUUUCUUUUUUAAAAAGGGCUGAAUUGUUUCAGCUUUUUUGGGGGGGCUUUUUUUGACCUAUAGUUAGAAAUGUCUUUUUUUUUAUUUUAUUUUUUUUAUCCUCUCCAGAUUUGCCACCACUAUUCAAACCAAAGGUAAUUUUGCUCAAAUGUUUUUGUUAAAACAGUGCACAUGUAUCAUCUGUUAUGAAAAGUGAAACAUCACUCUAAAAAUAAGGGAAUUAAACAAGCGGGGUGUUGAAGCGUCAGCUCUGCCCGUUUCCUGGAAGAGAAACGUUUACAGCCCUGAUUUGUCCAUGAAUGGUUAAAUGUCCUCAGCUGAUGUGAAUUAGAUGCUUUUACUUGUGUUGCGGUUCUGAAUAACUUUGUUUUUAGUUUCCCCGGACAACUCUACACCUUACCGCUUUGUGACAGUUCAACAUGAAUGUCCCUUACAGGCGAGGGACAAUGAAAGCGGUUUGCCUUACUUGCGCAAGUUAAGUCCUGACCCGACCUGUAACGUUCUGUCACGGCUCGCUGUAACACCCGCUGUGUUUGGUCUUUAUUUGGCUUAUUUUAUUUAACUGUGAAAAGUGCUUUGUUUUUUGUAAUAUGCUGACACCUAGUAGUACAUUAAUAAAGAAAUUAUUU
Messenger RNA from Fundulus heteroclitus (mummichog), 4736 nucleotides. It is a transcript of the gene aclyb, whose product is annotated as ATP citrate lyase b. Gene Ontology annotation, molecular function: ATP citrate synthase activity. Bases 184 to 3549 code for a protein of 1121 amino acids. Gene Ontology annotation, cellular component: cytosol. NCBI's taxonomy places the organism in Eukaryota, Metazoa, Chordata, Actinopteri, Cyprinodontiformes, Fundulidae. Gene Ontology annotation, biological process: citrate metabolic process; fatty acid biosynthetic process; acetyl-CoA biosynthetic process. The transcript is spliced from 30 exons. The record is from RefSeq and is a predicted model, not a curated record.